Apodemus sylvaticus (European woodmouse) is the source of this 225-nucleotide messenger RNA. RefSeq names its product keratin-associated protein 19-4-like. The record is from RefSeq and is a predicted model, not a curated record. Lineage: Eukaryota; Metazoa; Chordata; Mammalia; Rodentia; Muridae. The transcript has a single exon. Bases 1 to 225 code for a protein of 74 amino acids.
AUGUGCUACGGAAACUACUUUGGUGGCCUGGGCUACGGUUAUGGUGGCCUGGGCUAUGGCUAUGGUGGCCUGGGCUAUGGCUAUGGUGGCCUGGGCUACGGCUAUGGCGGCCUGGGCUAUGGCUACGGUGGUCUGGGCUACGGCUAUGGUUGUGGCUGUGGCUCUCGAUAUGCAUACAGCACCUACCGCCCAUGCUGCUAUGGAAGACUUUCUGGAUUCUACUAA